AUGGCUGCGAAGAUGUGGCUGGCGCCAGCCGCCGCUCUUGGCCUUGCGCACGUGGUUUUCCACUGGUGGAUAUGGAGCUGGCAGUUCGAGGCCUUUCCAAGCUUUCGUGGCACGUACCCCGCCCCAUGGCGGACGCUGCGGGCGCACUGGUUGACCCUGCAGCGGCUGUUUCGCUUCGCCACAAGUCCAAUUCGCCGUCUUCCGGACUUUUACAUAAUUGGUGCACCAAAGGCUGGCACCAGCGCGCUGUAUUCAUAUCUGAGCUUGCACCCUGCAGUGAAGGAGCCUUUCAUGAAGGAAUCUCGGUUUCUGUCCGGGAUGUGCGGAAGCCGUCUGUCCGGCCUCUUGUAUCGAUCUCUUUUCCCUACUUGGUGGGGAAGCCGUGGUUGCCUUACCUUUGACAGUGACGCCACAGCCUCACUGCAGCCAGCGCUUGCGGCGGCCAUGUACAAGCAGCUUACGCCCAACGCGAAGAUUAUCCUCUCGUGCCGAGAACCCUGCAGCGGGGUGUUCUCCAUGUACAAGAUGAGGUCCCGGAUCAAGGGCCGCGGAGAACAUCACUUGAGCUUCCGGGACAUGUAUGACCUGGAGAUGGGUUUGAGCACCUCUGUGGAGUGGCAAAAUCUCGAGGACCUGGCGGCUGCGCUGGACCGAAACGAAUCCGUGGCCAUCACUUUGGGCUUGGCGCGCUGCGUGCUCUGCUCGUCGAUGAUCCGCGGCUUUCACUACGCAGACAUUCUGCUGGAGUUCUACCGCCGCUUCAAGCCUGAAAACGUGUUGAUCAUCCGCUUCAAGGACCUGGCAGCAGACACCGAAAGCACAGUGAGGCGCAUUUUUAGUUUCCUGGACCUCCCCGACAUCCCGCUGCCGGAUUUGACCACGAUCCACCCCCAGGAUGUCAUGGACAUCGCCCUUGAGGAGGAGGCGCAAACUGCCGAGCUCUCCCAGGCUGACCGGUCCUUGCUGGAAGCGUACUUCCAGGUUCGGAAUCAGGACUUUGCCAAGCUGAUGGGGAAGCCGCUGGAAGAACUGUGGUGA
Messenger RNA from Effrenium voratum, 1038 nucleotides. The record is from the annotation of a GenBank genome assembly. NCBI's taxonomy places the organism in Eukaryota, Dinophyceae, Suessiales, Symbiodiniaceae.